Molecule: messenger RNA, 1292 nt
Organism: Tarenaya hassleriana
Lineage: Eukaryota; Viridiplantae; Streptophyta; Magnoliopsida; Brassicales; Cleomaceae
Product: protein DEHYDRATION-INDUCED 19 homolog 3-like
Exons: 6
Coding region: 315-1019 (234 amino acids)
Source: RefSeq, a predicted model, not a curated record
ACUCAUCUCCCUCUUCUGUCUUUCACUCUCUAUCCAAAUAAUUAAGAAGGAAAAAAAAAAGACGAAUCUCUGGAAAACCGGCCGAGAAUCGUCGUUUUCGUUUUUGUCUUAGCAUUUUGCCGGGCUCUCUGUCAUUUAACCUCUAGUUGUUUUUUCCGGACCCAGGAUCAAAUUCUCCGGAAAUCGAUUGUUGGAUCCCCUGGUUUUUGGAGUGAAAACUUUUCGAUUUUUCCUGGGCAUCGAUCGAAUACUACGUAGAAAAUGAAUUCCGAUUCGUGGAGAGAUCGUCUCGCUUCAACAUCGAGGAGAUACCAAUGGGCUUUUCCGUCGCGAUCUGGUUUCAAAGGAAGAAACGACUUUUUCUGGUUAGAUGUUUGACCUUUGUCGGAACCCGGACACAGACCUCUCACACUUUCUCCAGAUUGACCUACACACUCUUGGGGUUUGAAGAGAUAGAUGGAGAAGAUGAUUUCAGGGAGGAAUUCGCUUGCCCGUUCUGCUCAGAUUAUUUUGAUAUAGUUUCUCUAUGUUGCCACAUAGAUGAAAAACAUCCUACAGAGGCAAGAAACGCGGUAUGUCCUGUUUGUGCAGUUAGAGUGGGUGUCGACAUGGUUGCACAUAUAACCCUUCAGCAUGCAAAUAUGUUUAAGAUGCAGCGGAAGAGAAAGUCAAGAAGAGGUGGGUCUAAUUCCACGCUCUCGAUCUUGAAGAGAGAGUUUCCUGAAGGAAACUUGCAGAGCCUAUUCGGGGGCUCAUCGUGUAUACUCUCUUCUUCUGCCAACUCAGUGGCAGACCCACUGCUUUCUUCCUUCAUUUCGCCAAUGGCUGAUGAGUUUUUUACUUCCGAGUCUCGCUUAACUUCAGAAACUGAUCCUGUCAAGAAACCAUCAGACGAGAAUUCACGUGAGAGAAACGUCGAAAAGCCGUCUCUUUCGGCUGAGGAUCACAAGGAGAAGUUGAAACGGAGCAAGUUCGUGCAAGGGCUUUUGAGCUCCGCAAUUCUUGACGACGGCUUAUGAAGGACGGAAUAUAUUUUCGGGUAAAAGUUCUCUCAGAUCAUUUUUUAACUCCAAUGUUCUUGCGAAACAAAGUCUGCCGGGAAAUGUACGGCCUUUUGUUGUUCAUAGCCAUGUUGACCAGUGGGAGUUGCAGAACAAAGCGAAAAGCUUUGUAGGGGAAUCAUGAGUGUUUUAUCUUCAAGACUCAGUUAUCUCUGUAGUCACGAACAACAGAUGUAUCUAUUUGAUCCUAUCGUUUAUACUUUCCGGUUUAUUCCGGUUAUCUUUGGUUUA